Messenger RNA from Aspergillus vadensis CBS 113365, 500 nucleotides. RefSeq lists its product as uncharacterized. Lineage: Eukaryota; Fungi; Ascomycota; Eurotiomycetes; Eurotiales; Aspergillaceae. The record is from RefSeq and is a predicted model, not a curated record. Bases 108 to 272 code for a protein of 54 amino acids. The transcript is spliced from 5 exons.
UGAAUGUGAUCGUGAUUCUGCCUGAAAAAGCCCUCUAUAGCUUAUUAUACACUUAUUCCAUUUCUUUCUUCAUAAUUUUACUCAAAAAUAUCGCUAUAUAUGACAGUAUGAAGGCUUUCAUUGUAGCAGUUACCUCCUUUAUGGCAAUUAUAGGGCUUGUUGCGGCAAUCCCUGCGCCACAAGGACUUGCCGGAGACAUCGGAAAAGCUACGGGACUUGGGGUUUUAGUUUCUCCAGCUCUAAUUGGUGCUAAAGGUGGUACAUCUAUAUAAGGCUGCAGUCAAGAUACCGCUGCUCCUCAACAUACUGCGUAAUGAUCGGCAGACAGCAUCUACACUACAGGAGACAGCAGAAUCUGAUCGGAGAAAGGAGAUGGCUGGAAGGUGCGAAUGUUUGGCUAAACCUGCCUCGCACCAGAUAAGGAAGGCUUCUACCUAUGUUGUUUCAACAGAGCCUAUGGCAGAUCUCUAUUAGGACAGAGCUCCGUGCACCCUUUAGUA